Dermacentor silvarum is the source of this 687-nucleotide messenger RNA. Its product is annotated as prenylated Rab acceptor protein 1. Gene Ontology annotation, cellular component: Golgi apparatus. Bases 1 to 687 code for a protein of 228 amino acids. Lineage: Eukaryota; Metazoa; Arthropoda; Arachnida; Ixodida; Ixodidae. The transcript has a single exon. The record is from RefSeq and is a predicted model, not a curated record.
AUGCCCGCACCGCGGAAGCAGAACUACUCGUCUCACAAGAACGAAGACUUUGACAUGGAGACCCUUGAUUCCAGCCCGCAGUCUUCGGGUGAUGCUCCAACCGCCCCGCGAGCGCCAACGCCCGCACCGCGUAAGCACUACUCGUCUCAGUUGAAGGAGGACUUUGACGUUCGGCGUGCCGUCAUGACCUGGUUCAGUCAACAGCUCAGCCAGGCGCAGCCGUGGCAGCAUUUCGCGGACGCCGCGAAAUUUUCCGUUCCAAAGGCAGCCCAGGUGGUCGCAGACCGGAUCCGAUUGAACGUGGGUCACUUCCGCUGCAACUACGGCGUCAUUUUCUUGGUCAUCCUGGUGUGCUGCGUCAUGUCCAGCUUGGAACUUGUGGGGAGCGUCGUGCUGGUAGCUGGAGUGUGCGUCGCGCUGAAGCUGAAUGAGGACGUCGAGACCGUGGCCGUGUGGGGAACGAGGCUCGAGCUCGACAAGAACCAGAGGCUGGCCGCGGCGGCAUUGGUGGCCCUGCCGCUUCUGUGUGCCGCAGACAUCUGGUCGGCCGUGGUGUGGUCCGCCGGGGCCACCGUGGUGAUCGGCGCGGCACAUGCCACUCUGCAUGCCGGGCCCUGCUCCCCCGGCAAGUUCGUCAAAACGCUGCCCGACAUACCAGAGGAAGGUGAUAACAUCAACAAUCUCUGA